GUAAGUUCGCAAUAAUAAAUUUUAUUCAAUUUAGGUACAAAACAAUAGAAUUCGUUCUUUUACAGUGGCAUGUGUUGAAUUAAAUGCGUACUGAUGCAAAAACGAAAACUACCGUUUGUGGGACCGGUAUUCUAGCAACUGCUGUUAAAACAAUCUGUCUUGUGUCAGUAUAUUAUGUUUUCUCAAUCGGUCUCACGUUUUAUAAUAAAUGGAUGUUUAAGAGAUUCCAUUACCCUUUGAUGACAACAUGCAUCCAUUUCCUUACAAUUUUCAUUUUGUCCGAAAUUCUACGAAAUGUGUUUCGAAUUUGCCGAGAAAAUUCCCCAACAUUAGAUUGGAAAACAUAUGCAAGUAAAGUUUUCUUAACAGGUGUUGCAAGUGCCUUAGAUAUUGGAUUAUCAAACUGGAGUUUCGUUUUUAUCACUGUUUCUCUAUAUACGAUGGUCAAAUCGUCAGCAAUCAUUUUCAUUCUUGGAUUUUCUAUUCUUUUGCGGAUUGAAAAACCUAGAUUUUCUCUUGUGUUUGUCGUUCUUCUCAUUUCAUCCGGUUUGUUUAUGUUUGUGUUUGAAUCGACCCAGUUUAAUCUUGAAGGAUUCAUCCUCGUGUUGUCGGCUUCAUUUAUUGGUGGAAUCAGGUGGACAUUGAGUCAAGUUCUUACACAAAAGAAAGAACUAGGUUUAGGAAACCCAAUUGAUUUGCUUUACCAUCUUCAACCAACCAUGUUUAUUGCUCUCUUUCCUUUAGCUUUAUACCAAGAAGGUUUAUCUUUUUUUCUCUCGGGUCAUAUUUUUGGUGGCAAAACGUUUUCUGACAUUGCGUUAUCAGUUACAAUGAUAUUAUGUGGAGGUGCCAUCGCGUUCAUGCUGAGUUGCUCUGAGUAUUUAUUGUUGUGCAAUACGUCAUCACUUACACUUUCUGUAUCAGGUAUUUUAAAAGAAAUCGUGACAUUAUUGUUGGCAACCACGUAUAACGGAGACCAUCUUACCCCUUUAAACUGGGGUGGGUUCGUUGUAUGUUUGCUUGGGAUAUGUUUGCAUGUUUACCUCAAAGUAACAGCAGGUACCAAGGAUAAAGUUGACGCUUCGUUGGAAAUGAAAUUAUUACCAAACGUUGGAUCAUCUGAUAGUGGGAGUGAGGAUGAGAUAUUUACUUCUGUUAGGAGAUAAUACAACUUAUAUUUGUGCCAUGUAUUGACUGCAGGGGCGUAUUCAGGGGGUAUAUGGGGGACUGGACCUCCCCAUUUCCGUGAAAAAUCAUACAUCAUUUUAUAUUGAUACAGGAAGGGCCUAGACCUUUAGGCGACAGACCUGGGGUGGCAGGGUGUGCAGGCCAACCCUAGAAUUUUCUGCACUGCAUUAAUCAGUAAACAUAGGAACCAUAUUUGUUUGAUAGGAAUGUGCGUAUAACUAUCCAUACUCCCCCUGUGUUUUAAAAUAAAUAGUUUGGCGUAAAUAGUUUUUUUUUUUAAAUAAAAUAAAUAGUUUUUUUUUUAAAUAGUUUGGCGCCUAUGUAACCCUGGGCCCUCCUGUUUGUAGAGAACAUGAAAUUUGCAGCACAUCUGGGUUUCGAGUUUCAUGUAAACAAAUGUUUCAAAAUAGAGUUGGUCUCCAAUGUAAAUUGUGGACACGAACAAACUAUCGACACAUUAACAAUAUAUAUAUUUGUAUUUCAUCAUUUGUUUAUAGAAACAACUAUAUUUCUAACAAAAUGGAGUUGCACCUCAAAAUGUAUAUUCCUAGAUACGCCUCUGACUGAAUAGUACAAUUGUUUUUACUUCUACUUUAAAUUAUUGUGUAUGAAGUGCAAUACAUGGUGUGCAACAGUGCAACUUAACCACUGGGUCACCAUUUGAUUUGGUUGGGUCGCCUACUACAGUGGUUCACAAACCUUUUGAAUGUUAUUGUAAAAGUUAAAUCAUUUUAUUGAAUGCUUACAAAAGUUGUGUGAAAUGUAGUUUCGGAAAUUAGAUCGCCAAAGUUUUGUUAUUAAUUUAUGUUUAAUUUUUGUGUUGUACCAAAAAAAAGGUUUAGAAACACUGUGUUGCAAAAUUAAUUUAAGUAAUUUCAAAGCACAUUUCCAAGUUUUUACUUUAACUGCCUUUGUACUGACUAUACAUUGUAUUGUUUAAACAUGUUGUCUAAACAAUUUUGCUCAAUUUAAAGUUUAAAUUAUAGAACAUUGAAUUAAAUUAUUGGUUCAUUGAA
Ciona intestinalis (vase tunicate) is the source of this 2204-nucleotide messenger RNA. The record is from RefSeq and is a predicted model, not a curated record. Lineage: Eukaryota; Metazoa; Chordata; Ascidiacea; Phlebobranchia; Cionidae.